Alternaria atra is the source of this 810-nucleotide messenger RNA. RefSeq lists its product as uncharacterized. The record is from RefSeq and is a predicted model, not a curated record. The transcript is spliced from 2 exons. The coding region runs from base 1 to 810 and encodes 269 amino acids. Lineage: Eukaryota; Fungi; Ascomycota; Dothideomycetes; Pleosporales; Pleosporaceae.
AUGAUGCUCCUCCCAUCACUUCUAGCAGUGCUAGUGCACCUAACCUCCUGGACUCCACCCGUAGCUGCCUCCCUCAGAAUCACAACCGACCACCAUUCCUUUGGCGGUGUCAACUAUCCUCAACUCCAGUUCUUCACCCCCCAACACCGCGAUGACAGCAUCCGGGAAAUCGUCAAAAGCGGAGCAAGAGUAAUCCGCCUAUUCAUCCGUCCAGACCAGCAACACCUCGAUCCGGAAGGUGAGCUGGGCGGCUUCGACAAGUCUCUCCUCGACCAGUUCGACGAUACCCUGGCCGCUAUCCACCACCUAUCCAAAGGUCAGUUGAAAGUCAUCAUCGCACCCCAUGACGCGCAUGCGCUCCGCGGCUCAAAUGGUGUACCUUGCGAUGCGUACUGUCAAAAGCUCGACGGCGCGUUUCUCGAUUUUUACAGCAGCGAAGAGUACCGGAAUCUGUACAAGACGCGGCUUGAAGUCUUCUUCAAACACUAUCCAUCCAAGAACUUUGACGGUCGUUCGUGGAGCGAACUGUCAGAAGUCAUUUUAGGUGUCGACCUGCAAAACCAGCCCUUUUCCGGUAUAUCGCCCAUUCCAUCUGGUUUCUGCAACGACCACGGGCGAUGUGAUUACGUCCCCAAAAAGAAGAAGAAGAGUAUGGGACCGGGUGGUGCGAGGGGAAAGAGAAACACAAGGAUUGCUGGUGUGCCAAAGGGACAUGAACGUGGGCCGGCGAAAGUAAGGGAUGAGGCCAUGAGGAUCAAUAUACCAAAGGACAAGGUUGUUGAGACGGGAGGACCGGCUGCUACAGCGUGA